AUGGCAACUCGUCAAAGAGCUUCAAAGACAUCUGAUCUGAGAGCUCCGAAUGCAAAUGAUUCAAAAGUUUCAAAGGCCGUUAGUGCCAUGCAGGGUUUGGGGGUCUCUCCUGAAGUUGUCAAACCAGUUCUCCGCCGUCUUCUGAAAUUGUAUGGGAGCUGGGAGCAUAUUGAGGAAGAUAACUAUCGGGCUCUUGCAGAUGAUAUAUUUCAAUCCUUUGAAGACAAGACAAAACAUAAGUCCGGUGCUGAAGGCUCCAUGCCCUCAAACAUGAAUACUGCUACACAAAAGAAAAAACGGCAAAAUAGAGAACCUGCUGAAGACAUAAAGCCUACAGCCAAAUUAAUACGCCCAGUCGUACAACAUGGUCAUUCUAAUUCACAUGGUCCAACUACUAAGUCAAUCCACAAUAUCAAGGACAUAACGAGAGGUACAGAGAAAAUGAAAAUUUCGUUGAUAGAUGAAGUUGGCAUAGAACUGCCAAAAUUUGUCUACAUACCACAAAAUACGCCUUACCAGGAUGCAUAUGUACAUUUCUCAUUAGCAAGAAUUGCGGAUGACGGUUGCUGUAAAAGGUGUAUUGGUGAUUGUCUUUCUUCUCGAGUACCUUGUGCUUGUUCUCGUGAUACAGGGGGAGAGUUUGCCUAUACUCCACAAGGCCUGCUGAAAGAUGAGUUUUUAGGAGCUUGUAUUUCCAUGAAUUGUGAACCACAGAACCACCACCUUUUUGAAUGUCAAGAUUGCCCAUUGGAGAGGGCCAAGAAUGUGCAGAAUCCUGAACCAUGCAAGGGUCACCUAGUGAGGAAGUUUAUAAAAGAAUGCUGGAGAAAAUGUGGUUGCACUAUGGAAUGUGGGAAUCGUGUGGUACAAAGAGGUCCUACUUGCAAGUUGCAGGUUUUCUCAACGGAGGGUAAAGGUUGGGGUCUUCGCACACUUGAAUACUUGCCGAAAGGUUCCUUUGUAUGUGAGUAUGUUGGAGAAAUAUUGACAAACAUGGAAUUAUAUGAACGGAACAAGCAAAGUCGGAAAAAUGAGAGGCAUACAUAUCCGGUGUACCUGGAUGCAGAUUGGGGUUCUGAACAAGUACUAAAGGAUGAAGACGCUUUGUGCCUAGAUGCAACCAAUUUUGGGAAUGUUGGAAGGUUUAUAAAUCACAGAUGCUUUGAUUCAAAUUUGAUCGAGAUCCCGGUUGAAGUGGAAACACCUGAUCAUCACUACUACCAUAUUGCUUUUUUCACUAAAAGGAAUGUUGAUGCAUACGAAGAGUUGACAUGGGAUUAUGGCAUUGACUUUGAGGAUGAAGAUCACCCCAUCAAAGCAUUUGAAUGUCAGUGUGCAAGUUCAUACUGCAGAGACGUGAGAAGAGAAGCAGCAGCAGGAACCAAGGAGAAAGAGUUGAAGAUGAAGAGGUCUGCAUCUGGCAAUGUCUGAUAUGAAUGAUUGGAGCCUUGUUUGUUGUUGCUG
Messenger RNA from Cynara cardunculus var. scolymus (artichoke), 1464 nucleotides. Its product is annotated as histone-lysine N-methyltransferase SUVR4. The coding region runs from base 1 to 1431 and encodes 476 amino acids. The transcript has 9 exons. The record is from RefSeq and is a predicted model, not a curated record. Gene Ontology annotation, cellular component: nucleus. NCBI's taxonomy places the organism in Eukaryota, Viridiplantae, Streptophyta, Magnoliopsida, Asterales, Asteraceae. Gene Ontology annotation, molecular function: protein binding; histone methyltransferase activity; zinc ion binding.